Messenger RNA from Ophidiomyces ophidiicola, 1806 nucleotides. It is a transcript of the gene cbp3, whose product is annotated as Serine carboxypeptidase 3. Gene Ontology annotation, cellular component: cytosol. The coding region runs from base 1 to 1806 and encodes 601 amino acids. Lineage: Eukaryota; Fungi; Ascomycota; Eurotiomycetes; Onygenales; Onygenaceae. The transcript is spliced from 5 exons. The record is from RefSeq and is a predicted model, not a curated record. Gene Ontology annotation, biological process: TOR signaling.
AUGUCAGAGCAGGCUGUUGCUUGUAGCCCGCCCCCUAACCGGCAUUCCAUCACGAGGAGUGGGUUUACUAUCAGCAUUCGCAAAGAUCCCAUCCUCAAAGCCGGCCCGAUUGAUGACAUGACAAAGAAGCUGGGAAUUGCUCCCCCGGAAAUGAUAUUUGGUGAUAAUCUGGUCUCAAUUCAACAUGUACAUACUGGCUGGGGAAUAGAAUUCAACGCUUUUGACGCCUUAGACCGGGUGGAUAAGACGGGACAAUCUGCGCUGAAAGUUGCAUAUUCGGGGGAAUGGCAGAGGAGUCGUGAAAAGACGCACGAAGGGAUAAAGGAGGUGGUUCGACCAUUCGAUUGGUCUUACACAACAGAUUAUAAAGGGACUGUUAUUUCUGCUGGCAAUGAGCUGCGGUCCUCGUCAACUCCAUUACCACUUGAUCGUCUACGGCGACAUGAUCCAAUUCUUUUCUUUGAGGAUGUCAUACUAUAUGAAGACGAGCUCGCAGAUAACGGAAUUUCAAUGCUAUCCUGCAAAGUCAGGGUGAUGCCCUCCUGUCUCUUACUACUAUGCCGUUUUUUUAUGCGGCUAGAUAAUGUUCUAUUCCGGCUACGCGACACCAGAGUUUUCAUAGAUUUCGAUACGAAUCAAGUAAUACGAGAGUAUCUUUCGAGAGAAGCACAAUAUGAUGUUAUUCGACAGAAACUCGCCGCAACAAGAGAGGAUAUUCCGGCCGUGAUGCGAGACCCUAACAAAUUAGCAGAAAUGCUUCCAAUAGUGGACAACAGCCUCGAGAGUGUUGUACUCCCUCAGUCGCUGAUACAAUUGCGGCGAUUCUUUCAGGUUGAAAUGCUCGUUCAAAAGAAUUUGAACCUCAAUUUGCUAACCGCACUUUUCAAGGAUGCGAAUCGUGCCCCUUUUGAUCUAUCAGAGAUUACACGUAAACCUAUACAACGGCCCUGGUUUACCUCUCAAUUAACGAGCAAGUCCUCGCGCCGCUUCGCAUCGACCUCGAGUGCAAAACCAGUUCCUUUACAAGACCCAGCACCUUUGCCUAAGCCCGCUCGACGUGGACCUGCCGGAUUACGGUCAGCUGAGACUUAUGUGGCCUAUGGUAUCACGAAAAAGCUGUUUGAUGCUUGUUCCGCUCAGGCAGAUUAUAAGAUCCCACAAGUGUCUCAAAAGAACACUGAAAUUCCCAAGACUGCAAGUGGAGAAGACCUUGGUGUUGGUCAAGGAUGGUGGUAUGAAGACCUCGGGCUUCUCCCAACGUUUUCUUCCUGGUCGCAAGUCACUUUUCUCCAUAUGUAUCUCAUAAGCGUUCGCCUUCGUGCCCUUCCCUCCACGGAAUCCUUUCAAACCUUCUCCCGCCACCUAUUCGACCACUUCUCAAACCACGCCGAAGAUCGCAUGGAUGUGAUACACAACAUUAGGUCCCGCGCAAUCCGCGUUAAAUAUCUUAAAGACUUGUUUCUCCAAUGGCGUGGUGUUAUAGCAGCAUACGACGAAGGCCUUGUGAAAGGAGACGCCGUCCUUGCGGCUGCGAUAUGGAGGAACUUGUAUAAAGGAUCGUACGUGUCUGUGCAAAACGAAGCGAAUGAAAUCGACUGGAAUAAAAUCGCCCAGGUUGUACUAUAUAUGCGAAAGGUGCUUGGAGAGCUGGCGCCCCUAGAAGAGGCGGAUAUGGCGCACUCCGUUGGUGGGGAGAAAGGACUCUUCAAGUCAAGUCAGACCGAUGAUCGGCUGGUUUCUCUCGAAGCCAGAAGCCUACAAGAGCCGUUUGUACCAGAGCCCGUUGAAACUACUCACACAAAAUGA